This is a messenger RNA of Papilio polytes (common Mormon), 2789 nucleotides long. Its product is annotated as UNC93-like protein. The transcript has 8 exons. Gene Ontology annotation, molecular function: potassium channel regulator activity. Gene Ontology annotation, biological process: regulation of muscle contraction; regulation of potassium ion transport. The record is from RefSeq and is a predicted model, not a curated record. NCBI's taxonomy places the organism in Eukaryota, Metazoa, Arthropoda, Insecta, Lepidoptera, Papilionidae. Bases 359 to 1993 code for a protein of 544 amino acids. Gene Ontology annotation, cellular component: striated muscle dense body; plasma membrane.
GCUCCGCGCGGCUUCAGUGCCUCCCGAGACCCGCGACUGUUAACACGCUUUCGCGACUCACUGCCGCACUACACCGCUGACGCUGAGCCGCAACACGCGAUUGUGUACACUUGUGAGCAAGGCGCGCGCCCUUUCUCUCACGCAGUGUGAUCGUGCUUCGGUACGUGAAUGCAAAACCGGACUGCUCUCUUGGCAAGAGACAACGAAAAGGAAUCUACCGCCGUGCGGGACUCUGAAGUAUUUCAACGGCUACGGAGGGCUGGCCUGCCAUUCACCCGGACCCCGCUCCCUACCCGCGGGGACUCUUCGCCGGUACUCCGCUAACGACAAUCACGUAGACAGUAGGAGGUAACACGUAAUGACUGCUACUCACGGAGGCGGCUGCGAUGACGCCCGCCCUGAUAAGGAAUAUACAAACAAAACUGGAUUCAAGAACGAUGCAUACCAACACGACAGAGACUCGAACGAUGAUAUCGUCAAGCCGCCACCGCUGCCUACCGAAGAAGAUAUGUACGCAUCUGGAAAGGUUAAGCUAUCAAGAAACGAAAAAUGGAGGAUACUGAAGAACGUGGCAGCCGUGAGCGCUGCCUUCAUGGUACAGUUCACAGCUUUCCAAGGGACGGCCAAUCUGCAAUCGUCCAUCAACGCUGCCGACGGACUUGGAACAGUGUCACUAAGCUCAAUCUAUGCAGCGCUUGUGGUGUCCUGCAUUUUCGUACCCACAUUCCUCAUCAAAAGACUCACGGUCAAGUGGACGCUAUGCCUUUCAAUGAUGUGCUAUGCGCCUUACAUCGGUGCUCAAUUCUAUCCGGCGUUUUACACUUUGGUACCGGCCGGCGUGGUGGUCGGCUUAGGAGCAGCUCCUAUGUGGACGUCCAAGGCCACCUACUUAACUCAAGCUGGUAGCGUCUACGCUAAAUUAACAGAUCAAGCAGUAGACGGUAUAAUUGUCCGAUUCUUCGGAUUCUUCUUCCUGGCAUGGCAAACCGCUGAGCUGUGGGGCAACCUCAUUUCCAGUUUGGUUUUCUCAUCUGGAGUGCACAGCGGCAACAGUGAGAACACGUCCAACACGUUGCUUACGUGCGGCGCCAACUUCUGCAUGAUCGGCGGUGGUCACCAUGACAACCGCAACCUGCACCGCCCGCCAGACAGCGAGAUUUAUGAAAUCAGUGCCAUAUACCUCGCCUGCGUCGUCGUCGCUGUGAUCAUGGUUGCCGUCCUCGUCGAUCCUUUGUCCAGAUAUGGUGAAAAACAGAGAAACUCAGAUCCCUCCAGAGAAUUGACUGGAAUCCAACUGCUAUCGGCGACUGCUUACCAGCUGAAGAAACCUAACCAACAACUGCUUAUCCCUAUAACGCUAUGGAUUGGAAUGGAACAAGCGUUUAUUGGUGCUGACUACACUCAGGCUUACGUGUCGUGUGCUCUUGGCAUUCGGUCAAUUGGAUACGUGAUGAUUUGCUUCGGUGUCGUCAACGCGAUCUGCUCUCUGCUCUUCGGCUCAGCUAUGAAGUUCAUCGGACGAUUCCCCAUACUCUUCAUGGGUGCAGCUCUUCACCUUGGCUUGAUCGUAUGGCUUCUGAUAUGGAGACCUAAUCCUGAAUCACCAACCGUCUUCUUCGUCAUAUCCGGACUUUGGGGCGUUGGUGAUGCAGUUUGGCAGACUCAGAUCAAUGGGUUAUAUGGAGUGCUGUUUAGACGGAAUAAGGAAGCAGCGUUCUCUAACUACAGGCUAUGGGAGAGUGCUGGCUUCGUUGUCGCCUAUGCGUACUCCACACACUUGUGUGCCAGGAUGAAGCUAUACGUUAUGAUGGUCGUCUUGCUCAUCGGAUUCCUUGGAUAUAUGAUUGUUGAAAUACUGCACAAGAGAAAGGCUCUUCGUCUCAAGGCGAUUGCGGAGAACCCCGCAGCCGCCGCCGACGCCGCGAUGCAGCCACCGGAGGAAGACGACGAGAAGGAUGAGAUUGACGACGAAAUCAUUAUCACCCAUCUCUAGAUGCUCGAUCUUUGAAUCGUUCACGGUUUCAAGAGUGAUCUCCGUCAAUGAUGAUUUGCGCGACAAAACGCAAGAUACAAAAUUGCCAUACAUCAGUUUCGUUAGGUACAAAAUGAACAGAAAAAAUAUAAUUGUAAUCUCAAUUAAUUAAUUCUAUUUAUAUAUGUAUCCGAUAGAUUAGUAUUUGGCCGAAUUAAGUGAGUUAAAUAAAGACUUGACAAGUACAAACGCCCCCUUAUCAUGUUAAAAAUGUCUCAUUCCAGUAAAGUCUUAACAUUUGGGUCCAAAUCAUUAAGAAUAAGAUAAAUUAUUUUUUUCUUAAAUCAACGUAGACUUUAAGGAAAAUUACGUAACCAAUAACAUUAUCUGAACAUUAUCAGACUUUUAUAUAUCAAUCGAAUGAAGAGUUAUGAAAGUAGCGAUCAUUUUAGAUCUGAAUAAAAAAAACAACUUUUAAUUAUAGUUAAGAUAAAUUACGCAGUUUGUAUAUAAAACGUAUAACUUUGGGGUACGAAUAGUAACUGAAUCGCAUACAAGACAAUAGUAAAUAUUGAUUUACCAAACAUCUGUAAUUCCAAUAGUAAUUACUCGCUUUGUUUUACAUUUGGCUCAAUGGCCUUUAACAUUUCACUGUGUCGUAUUGUUUUUAUUCCUACAUAGAAAUAUUUCCUGCAAAAUCUUAUCUAGUUGUUUUAAGCAGUGUUUAAUCGCGAGAAUACAAUUGUACAAAAUAUAUCCUUGUCUCCAUUUUAAAAAAUGUUUAAAGGUGCAAAUUACGUUUAAAUUAAUUUAAUCA